Paramecium octaurelia is the source of this 819-nucleotide messenger RNA. The record is from the annotation of a GenBank genome assembly. Lineage: Eukaryota; Ciliophora; Oligohymenophorea; Peniculida; Parameciidae.
AUGUCAUCUACUUCGAAGUAAUUGGUGUUUCCUCCCAUCGGUAAACAUAUCGAGGAUUUACAACAUCAGUUGAAAGAGUCUGUUCAACAAUACAAGGCGGACAGAAAUAGAGAAUACAAAGAUGUAAAGAAGAAGAGAUUGAAAGAAAUUAAUGAAGAGAAUAAAUACAAGAUCUUUCAUCGAAAGGGUAGAUUUCAUUUUCUAAAUUAGUUUUCAAUUCUCAAAGCAAACAAUAUGGAGGUAUAUUCGAGAAGGAAAAGGAUAUAUAUUUAUGUAAGGAACCCUUAAUAAAUGAUUAUCUGAAAUAUCACAUAAUAGAGCCAUAAAGAAACUUAGAGAAAGGACUAAUUGAAAGUAGAUAAUUAAGCUUAAAUUAGUUAAAACUGGAACAAAAGAGUUUUUGGAUGCCAGUUGUUUUGGUGAAGUUCCAUUAUAGAAAUUAGGAGAAAAGGAAAGAAAGUUAAGAGAAUUUUGGAUAAAGGAAGGGGAAAGACAAGCAAAGAUCAGAUAUAAGGCCCUAAUAGAUUCACAAACAGGAGUGUAAAAAAAAGUAAAUCAAUCGAAAAGAUUGAAAGAAUUAAAAGUCUUUAUCCCAAAUAAAUUCACUCUCGAUUUAUUUGAUGAACAUCCAUCAUAAAUUUUAGCAUUAACGUAAUUACACGUAAUUAAACUAUUAGACAAUUACAUUCACAUUCAAAAACUAUGAAAUGGAAACCCAAUAGUUUUUAUGGGGAAGUAUUCGAUAAUAGUUUCUGCAAGUUAUCUGAUUAAAACAAAUCUAUAUUAAAAGAUCUUGAAAAGUCAGAGUAACUAGAAUGA